CAUUCCUAGCAUUUAUUGUUAACACAUUCAUUGCCACUAAGUGCUACGGGUUACGCUCGUGCCACGUUUUCGCCGUAUGUAGCGCGUAAUCGCUACGAACAGUGUACCCGACAGUCGGGUUCUUAUCCCUGAAUGUGUAAUGGACGCGUAUUUGAUUUUUGUAUUACUAUUACCGUGCAUAUCUUCGUAUUAUGAUGAUUUUACAUCUCCCGGUAGUAACAUACGUAAUGCUAUAUUAUCCCGACUAUCGCUAGUACGGCGGACUACCGGAUAUCCGGAUCACUCUCCUUCGUUAUGGUUAAGACAAGAAUCUAAAAAAACCAAGAAACCUAAAAAAAACACAACUAAAAAAUACGUUCCGACGAAAUUGCCAAUAAAUCCUUCUCUGAAUGGCACAGUUUUCAAUAUAUUAAUAAAUGAACAAAAGUAUGCAAAUGAGACUGAAGAGGAGAAGUAUCCGUGGAUAUCCCGCGUUGUGAUUUCCACGGAAUAUGACUAUCCUUACCUGUGCACGGCGGCUUGUAUAGAAGACAGGAUAUUUGUUACUGCCGCUCGCUGUCUUUACCAGACAAAAGUGUCUUUUACAAGUGUGAUCAACCAAGGCGCCAGACUUCGUCCCAUAGCCUUCGUGGUGCCCUCGAAACCGACUAAACAGAUGUUCGAAGACGUCGGCUUCAUCAUCGUAAACAAAACCAACCAUAAAUGGAGCGCAAUUGAAGUAUUUGACCAACAGGACAAUAAUACGUUCACGAGGACAGACGAGAAUUACUUCUGGCUGAGUAAGAUUGGUGAGGUUAAGGGGACGUCGGUAGGAUUCGUCAGUGGUGAUGAUAAGCAACCUGGGACUUUGUAUCAAGCAAAUGUCUACAUGAGCCCCUUUCUAUGCCAACAUUUCUACAAUAUAGAGAUUUUACAUGAGCCAUUGUACUACAGCGAUCACUACUUCGUGCCGUGUUUCCAUACAUGCAACAUUAAGGAUGGGUAUAAAAAGUCCAAGUGUAAUAAACGGCUCGCUGGAGAAGGACACGCUGUAUUGGAAGAUAAAACUAAAAAACUUAUGGGGAUAGCCACAUGGGGCGGUUAUUUCGCUAAAUCUUACGGCAUAAAUUUGCCUGUCGGUAUGGCAAUACCAAAUUCGGAUAGUUUUCGGGAAGAUUUGGAAUGUGCUAGGAAGAUUAAAAAUGCGCCAAUAACGAGCAAAACUUUUGCUAAUCUAUGCAAAUAAAUAACUGAGUUAACCCAAUGUCAAAUCGAAUGAAUU
This is a messenger RNA of Cydia fagiglandana, 1261 nucleotides long. RefSeq lists its product as uncharacterized. The transcript is spliced from 4 exons. Gene Ontology annotation, molecular function: serine-type endopeptidase activity. The coding region runs from base 140 to 1225 and encodes 361 amino acids. Gene Ontology annotation, biological process: proteolysis. The record is from RefSeq and is a predicted model, not a curated record. NCBI's taxonomy places the organism in Eukaryota, Metazoa, Arthropoda, Insecta, Lepidoptera, Tortricidae.